Molecule: messenger RNA, 2889 nt
Organism: Varroa destructor (honeybee mite)
Lineage: Eukaryota; Metazoa; Arthropoda; Arachnida; Mesostigmata; Varroidae
Product: high mobility group protein DSP1-like
Cellular component (GO): nucleus
Molecular function (GO): DNA binding
Source: RefSeq, a predicted model, not a curated record
CUUUGAGCGGCAGCUCGGCCGCCAUUCGCUGUGGCUGGACACUUUGAAACGGUCGUUUUUCGCCGACGCUCGUUCAUUUUCGCCCCCGACGCCUCCAACAAGCUAACGAUAUGGCUAAGGGAGAUAAGCCUCGUGGACGUAUGUCCGCUUACGCCUACUUUGUGCAAACGUGCCGCGAAGAGCAUAAGAAGAAGCACCCAAAUGAAAACGUCGUUUUCUCUGAGUUUUCUAAAAAGUGCGCCGAACGCUGGAAGACGAUGAGCGAGCCUGAGAAGAAGCGUUUCCACCAGAUGGCCGAGAAGGACAAGAAGCGCUGGGAAGCCGAGAUGUCGACCUACGUGCCCGCCGAUGGAGGCCGUGGCAAGGGUGGCCGCAAAAAGAAGGACCCCAACGCACCGAAACGCGCCCUCUCGGCCUUCUUUCACUUCUGUAACGACGAGAGACCCAAGGUCAAGGCUGAGCUCGGUGAGGCAACCGUCGGUGAAAUCGCUAAGGAGCUUGGACGCAGGUGGCAAGCCUGCACCGAGCAGGAUAAGGCUCGUUUUGAGGCAAUGGCGGCCAAGGACAAACAACGCUAUGAGCGUGAGAUGGCGAUCUACAAGCGCGGUGGAACCGUCCCACAACAUGGAAAUAUGGGACAUCACGAAAUGGAAGAUGAUGAUGACGAAGAUGACGAUGAGUGCGACGAGUAAACGUACGAAGCUACUGACACCCUCUCCCCUCCCCCCGGCUCCUGUACGGCCUGCCCUAUCCUGCGUCUUGCUUGAAAACGUCACUGUACGAUAAAGAUUGGUCGGUCGAUCGCAUGUCAUCGUGAUUCCCAGUUUGUUAGAGUUGGAACUCAUUCGUGGCCUAUCGCAAUCAACUAGUGCAUGAGGCUACGUUCCGAGGCCAUGUUAGAGGAGAAGUUUAACGACACGCAAUUCUUAGUGUGGUCUGGAACUGCUGUUUCGUCUGGUUUAGCGGCGCAAAUGGUGGUGGCGGCGGUACCGUCGGGCAUUUUCUCCUCUGAAGCUUCCUUUUCUAUCCCCUCAACAGAAACACCCCAAACCCCCCACCUCCCCUUGUAUAUCUCAAUUGCCCGUCAGUCAGCAAUCUUGUAGACGCAGAACAGGAUGACGAUGAAGAAGCAUAAGAAGCGGAGUAGGUAAAAGAAGACGGGAAUAUAAAAUGAAGAUGACUGAAGUUGUGUAGAAGAGAGUCGAGGAGCAGGGCCCUUAUAAUUGUGCGCCCUAUCUGUAGAACUUUGACGUGGAAGGAAGAAAUCGCAUUGCAGAACAACCGUAUCUCACUGUCAGCUGAUUUAUCAGCAGUAAGUCCCUGCUGUUAAUUGGUUAAUUGAUCACAUUGGCUAGGAGACAAUUGGUCCCAUGAAGGUACGACGUGACAGAACCCGAUCACGCGUCGACCUUUCUCCGAUGUCUGUGCGACUUGAGGGGCGGUUGUUCUAUUUGUUUAGAAUUCGUUAGCAUCGGUACAUAAAUAUAUAUAAAUAUAUAUAUAUAUAUAUAUAUAUAUAGCGAGAGAGAAACAGGAGGAAUUGGGAGGCAGUGAAGUGGACAACCGAGAAACACACGGCACCCCCUUGAAGGAGUUGAUUUCAUUAAUGAUGGCCAAAAUGAUGGUGGUUCGGUGCAUUUAUUUAAAGCAUCAGCCCUUUUUUUCCCAUCAUCAAAGCAUGCCAUAAUUCUUCCCACUUUGAGUCCAUGACUCCUCCACUCAAAGUCCGAAAAUGCUAUUCGAUUAUCUCAAAGCCCUCUUUGUCACGUCUUAACAAAUUUCUUGCACAACAAUUAUACCAAUAUCCAGGCUACUAGACGCACCCGUGAGUAUGUCUAGGUGCAUGUAUGUCUGCUAGAUCAACAAAGCACGAGCGAUUGGGUCCUGCAGACAUCUCACAAUAUUUAUGUAUGUAUUUAGUAAAGAGGAGAAAAGAAAAACUGAAGGGGUUGCCGUGCACCGAGGGUGAAUUAUGAUAAAAAAGAAUGAUGAUGAUGAUGAUGACGGUGCGCGGAUUAAAUAGUAACAGUACAGAAAAACAGACGACGACGAUAAUGAUGGUGAUGAUGACUAUAAUAAUAAUAACAAUGCUGAUGAUGAUAAUGAAAAGAAGCAUACGCAUAGAGCAGACGAUGAUGUAGCAGGACGAGAAGGAAGAGAGAAGAGUAAAGUCGUAAGCAGUACUCCCAUUGAAUCAUUUCAUAUUACAUUCAUUCAUUCAAUCAUUCAUGCUUCAUCAUUAUGUAAAUUUUGCGCGCUCAUCCGAGGCCGCAGGGCAAGACGGGUAGGGAAUGUUUUCUCCCAUUUGGGUAUGGUGACAAUAUAAUAUUACUAUUACUGCUGCUAUUAAUAGAAAGCAUACCAAUUAAACAAUAUGGACAUAGGAACGGAGUGUGGAAAACAACUAAUGUAUUCAUUUAUUCAAUUGUUUGUCAGUGCGCGUACUCUGCUAGAAAAUAUUGUCGAUUUGUCGUGAACUAUAGAGGACCGUCAAUGCAGAAUAAUUGGAAAUGACCAAUCAAUUCAAUGUGGAAGUGUGAACAUGUAAUUUCGCCUCGAGACGUUAAAUGCGUAAGCGUAACGGCUCGAUCUUAAAUCCGUCAAAGAAAGAACACGAGGAAAAGUGCGACAGCAUAGUGAACAGUAGACAAUGUGGAGUAACUUGUACUGCUGUCGCUUAGAUAUGGUUAUUAUUAUUAUUAUUAUUAUUAUUAUUAUUAUUAUUAUUAUUAUUAUUAUUAUUAUUAUUAUUAUUAUUAUUAUUAUUAUGUCAACAUAAAUGUCAAAAAACCAACACGGAAAUAAAAACAGUACAUAACGCAAGUCAGUAACUUGAGCUAAUAAAGAAAUGAAAAAACAAUGCCUGCGGACCGGAUUUGUACACAGAUA